CCAAAGACAUUAUCCAUAGAGUAGAAUAAAUAUUAAAAGGAAUUAUCAUAGCAACAUUCAACACUAAAAUCAAUACAUCAUACUAUUUGCGUUUACCAAAUCAAUAAAUCAUAUGCGCGUGGAAUAAUUACAUUUUAAAUCAUUAAAGUUUCAAUUCUGGCCGAAGCUGGUAAUCGUUGAGGGCGGUGAAUUGUCUCUAAACAUGUCUCAACGGAAUCUAAGGAAGCUGCAGGGAGGUACAAGGCUCCCCCCACCAAACGAGAGUUCAGAUGAAGAGUAUGAACCUCUUUAUGCAAAGAACAACCAGAAGAGUACUUACGAAGGGCUGGUCGUAAGUUCGAGUUCUGAGGCUGAAAAUGAGUCAGAUCGUUCAACAUCCGAAAAUUCUGAACCGGAAGAAAAAGAAGUGAAACCGAAAAACGCUAAGAAACAACAAAAGAAGAAAAAAUCGAAAUCGAAGAAUGAAGCUAGGAACGAUUUGGACGAAAUAGACAAGUCCCUUCUUGAAGUAAACGCCUUGUUGGGCGAACCUUCGGCAGCAGUCGUCAGUGUUCCGGAACCGAAGCCAGACGAACAUCAAACAAUUUUCUCGACUAAAUAUAAACACUUGAAUGUCGUUUAUGAACUUAACCGCAUUUUCGGACGCGAUACUGACGAGGAGAAUACACGCCGUGUUAUUCGCGGAAGGGAGCCCAAUUUGAAGCGCAUACAGAGAAAUACAUUAAUUCGGAAGGACUAUAACUUCAAAAAGGGUGGUCUCUUUAUGUCAGUGAAUCGCCGUGAAAAUGAUCUAACGUUUUUCACAUUCGAUCAUAGCCGUGGAUACCAGCGCAUACACAGAGACUUCUUAAUGAACCUGAUACAAAGGGGUACGCUGUCUGAGUUUGAGGUAUCGUUAAAGAAUAUGCACGUCGAGGCACUUCUGGAAGAUGUAGAUAUAUUGUUCCGUGAGGGUGACAACACAGGCGCUAACACUGUUUUGGAAUACAUUAUUGCAUACAUGCAGUUCGUUGCUCACCCGUCGUUCAACAUUACAAAUAUACGCACUCGCCUCGAAUACAAGUUCAUGGAGAAUCGACCAUUCCACAUAGCUCUUUUGAAGUACUUACAUCUUCUGACUAAUAGAGCCUGCCAUCGCACUGCUCUAGAAAUAGCCAAAUUGCUUCUCAAUCUUGAUCCAACUGACCCACUAGCGGUUGUGUUCAUAAUAGACACAGUGGCUCUUAGAGCCAGGGAACACCAGUGGCUUAUUGAAGCCAUCGACUACCUAGAUAAAGAAAGGGAGGCAGGUUUCCUGUUUAAUAUAAAAUAUUCGUAUGCUUUGGCUCAUUUCCAUGUUGCGAGCAAGAAAAAUGGUAAUCUGACCUCAAAGGAGAAUUUAAAGCACGCCGAUGAUCUGUUAAAGAAAGCAAUGAUAGCGUUCCCCUGGACCAUGACCGAGCUUCUCGAUGCGUCUAAACAGUUUUCCGAUGAGUAUCUUAGGAAACACGAACUUUUUGAUACUUUUGCCAGCUCCUCAACAUGCAAAAAUCUCAAAAAUUUGACAAACCUGUAUGUGGCAUUCGCUGGUUCCUGGUGGAACGAACAGCCAGUACGUGAGUGGCUUCUCAGAAAUGGAAAGGAACUCGUCGAUAAAUACGACAAUGAUAUCGAUUUCAAGAAAGAGGUUAAAAACAUGGAACAAGUACGGAAUUCUCUGUUCCGCGGCAUGCCGAUAGAAGUGCAACGUCAUCUCAGCGCCAUAAAAAACAUGGCUGAUCUACUCAUUGAUAGGGAAGUUCCCUACAUAACACCGACUCACAGCUUCGACCCGCACCCGCCACGCUACGGCAUCAACCGCUACAACUACGUCACAUCCCCGAACGUCGCCUACUUGCAGUUGAACUUUGACAACGCGCUCAUCACCAACUUCUUCGCCUCCCUCCACCCUAACUUUGAAGUGCCCACACAUGACGAGAUUUAUGAUUAUUAUCAUUCGAACCAAGUACUGAAUGCACUUAGAAACGCUACUUUUGGCGACAACAACGAUGGUGACGAUAGCAGCGAAAACGAUGAUGACAGUGACGACGUUGACAGUGAUGACGUCGACAGCGAUGACGUUAACAGCAAUGAUCUAGACAGCGAUGACGAAGAAAGCGAGGAAGAGAGUGAGGAUGAAGACAGGGACGUGUCUGAAGAUCAGUAUACCGAUGAUGAGAAUGAUGACGAAAAUGAGGAAGGGGAAAAAUCCGGCGCAGAGAGUGAUGAUCAAAAUAAUCAAGAUGAAAACGAUCCUGAAUCUGAAGAUCGUCCAACCUCCAUAUUUUGUAUCAUCGCAACAGAGUUCUGUGAGCGUUUUUCCUUUUGUGGCUUAAGAACAAUUUUAUCAUUGUAUUUGCGAAACAUGUUAUGCCUCCACGAAAACGCAGCUACUGUUGUCUAUCAUAUUUUUAUUAUGAUGUGUUAUACUAUGCCUUUAAUAGGAGCAAUUUUAGCUGAUAACUUUAUUGGAAGAUAUCGGGUAAUUUUAUAUUUUUCAAUUAUCUAUUUUAUUGGCACAAUUUUUCUUUGUUGUUCUGCUAUUCCUCCGUUGCAGCUUCCGCCAACUUCGACGUCAAUGCUGGGUUUGGCUCUAAUAGCCACAGGAACUGGCGGUAUCAAGCCCUGUGUAGCUGCUUUUGGUGGUGAUCAGUUCCGUUUACCAAACGAGAAUCAGCAAUUACAAAAAUUCUUUUCAACAUUUUAUUGUACUGCGAACUUCGGUGGUUUUAUGGGGAUGGUGGUGACACCAGCUCUCCGUAGAAGUGUUAUGUGCUUUGGCGACGACGCUUGCUACGCACUUGGUUUUGGGUUUCCUGCUGUCCUUGUAAUUACUUCCAUUAUUAUAUUCGUUCUGGGUAAACCAUGGUACAGAAUGAAGCAACCACGGGAUAAUAUAACAUUGAAGUUUGUUUUAUGUGCAUGGUAUGCGCUUAGAAAACGUAUACGAUAUAACAAAAAUAUCGAUGGCCCACCUCGUGGUCACUGGUUGGACUACUCGACUGAAAAAUAUGGAGAGAAAUUAGUGACUGAUAUGAAAAUAGUUUGUUCAAUAAUAUAUUUGUAUCUCCCCGUGCCUAUUUUUUGGUCACUCUUUGAUCAACAGGGUUCUCGAUGGACAUUCCAAGCCUCUAGAUUGCGAAGCGAGGCAUUCGGAGUUACAUUGAUGCCAGAUCAGCUUCAAGUGAUGAAUCCCGCAAUGGUUUUGCUAAUGAUCCCGGUCUGCCCCGGCGGCGCUUGGCCAGUGUUACCUGAUCUCUCUCCGUUACAGAAAAUGUUUGCGGGUGGAAUUUUAGCUGCAUUAGCUUUUAUGUGUGCUGGUAUUCUUCAGAUAGGUAUAGAGCGUUCGACUUUACAACCACCUGGCCAUGAGGAGACGGGACUCGUAGCGCUGAACACACUAGCGUGUCCCGUGGAUUUGUCCGUAAGUGGAAUGGGUUCAGCGCAAGUGGACGCUCGUGGUACGGCAAUUAUGUCACCUUUACCCCAUUGCACAUACGAUAUAGUUGUGUCUUGCCCACGUGAUUGUUAUGGAAGAAUCAUGAAGCAACAUGACGUCAGAACUCGCUUAAAAACUGUUGCUGGAAUGUUUAUACCAGUCAUUAUAGGACAAAAUUCAAAUGAUGAAAUAUCAGUCUAUUUCAUGGAUCCGAGCACAUUCGUAAAGUCGUUAACAGGAAAGCCCAAGUUAAAGGUAGUUUAUAUUGGUGAAACAGGGCCCAACAUGAAUGUGUCAAUAAAUGUAGAAACAGAGAAGAAAUUGAGUGAUAUAUAUUACGUGUCCGAUAAACCAGUCGAUCACAUCGGAGAGUCGGCUUACAUGUGCCUCCAGCCCGGGGAGUUUGAAUGGCGUGCGUCAAGCGCCAACGGUGAUAUAUCAGGGUCCGGUCGUGGUGUAGUACGCGCAGGCGGUGUCUACGUUUUAUGUGUACGCGAGAGGCUAGGACGACUAGACGCUGCCGUUUUACACGCUCCUAACCCACCUAACGAGCUGAAUCUCGCUUGGAUCGUACCACAGUAUGUCCUGGUCUCAAUGGCCGAGAUCAUGUUUGCUGUCUCGGGCCUAGAAUUCUCGUUUACUCAGGCUCCGAAGAGUAUGAAGACAGUUACGAUUGCAGCUUGGUACAUGUCAGUGGCAAUAGGAAAUCUUAUAGUGAUCCUAGUGGCGCAAACAAAAAUAUUUGAGUCUAGGGCGAAAGAAUUUUUUGUGUACGCCGGUAUGCUGAUGGCUGCCAUGUUAGUCUUCUAUCGAAUGGCUGAAGGUUAUUGUUCAAGAACAAUAGAGGGUGACGGAUCCUCCACGGAAAGUCAUCCGUUAUUACAGCACACACAUUCUAGGGUGGUAUCAGUUCACUCUGCAAAGACGCCAUCAAGUCCCUACGUAGAUACAGACAGCAGCGCAUCAUGCCUAGGCCGUAUGGAGCGUGCGCGGACCUCGGCCUGGCCUACGCACGCCGUUGUCCACGUCGGAACUCCUAGCACUACUGAUAGAAAAACUGCUACAUUAGCAAAAAAUUAA
Melitaea cinxia (Glanville fritillary) is the source of this 4537-nucleotide messenger RNA. RefSeq lists its product as uncharacterized. Gene Ontology annotation, biological process: transmembrane transport; oligopeptide transport. Bases 203 to 4537 code for a protein of 1444 amino acids. Gene Ontology annotation, molecular function: transmembrane transporter activity. The record is from RefSeq and is a predicted model, not a curated record. The transcript has 30 exons. NCBI's taxonomy places the organism in Eukaryota, Metazoa, Arthropoda, Insecta, Lepidoptera, Nymphalidae. Gene Ontology annotation, cellular component: RQC complex; membrane.